This is a messenger RNA of Doryrhamphus excisus (bluestripe pipefish), 2102 nucleotides long. It is a transcript of the gene poc1a, whose product is annotated as POC1 centriolar protein A. Lineage: Eukaryota; Metazoa; Chordata; Actinopteri; Syngnathiformes; Syngnathidae. Gene Ontology annotation, molecular function: protein binding. Gene Ontology annotation, biological process: cilium assembly. The record is from RefSeq and is a predicted model, not a curated record. Gene Ontology annotation, cellular component: ciliary basal body; centriole.
UAAACUGAAACGUUGUUGUUGUUACUAUGCUAGCCUACCCAGCAGCUAACGGCUAGCUUGAAUCGAGCGGUGGCUUUAAGCCGGCCGGCGUCUCCAUUAUCUCAAUUUAGAACAGUGUCACUCUUAAAAAGCACGUUCAGGUGCUCUAUUCCUUCAAGUUGUCCUCGGUGGGCCUCCAGCGGCAGGAAAGAUGACUUCUGUUCUGCCCGAUCCAACACUUGAGCGAAACUUCAAGGGCCACAAGGACACUGUGACUGGCGUGGACUUCAGCAGCAACAUGAAGCAGAUUGCCACAAGCUCCACAGACUGCUGUGUGAUGAUCUGGAACAUGAAACUUCAGAGGCGUGCGUAUCGUUUUAAUGGCCAUAAAGAUGCUGUCAUGUCGGUCCAGUUUUCUCCCUCAGGUCAUCUAGUAGCCUCCUGCUCCAGAGACAAGACUGUACGCCUUUGGGUGCCAAACAUGAAGGCUGAGUCAAGCGUAUUCAAGGCUCACACUGCAACCGUGCGAAGCGUCAACUUUUCCAGCGACGGCCAGUCUCUGGUGACGGCAUCAGACGACAAGUCCGUCAAAGUGUGGGCGGUCCACAGGCAAAAGUUCCUGUUCUCACUCAAUCAGCACAUCAACUGGGUCCGCUGCGCCAGGUUUUCUCCAGACAAUCGCCUGAUCAUCUCGUCGAGUGAUGAUAAAACAAUUAGGGUGUGGGACAAGAACAGCAGGGAAUGCAUUCAUUCUUUUUAUGAACAUGCAGGGUAUGCAAGCCAUGUGGAUUUCCACCCCAGUGGAACAUGCGUGGCUGCAGCAAGCACUGACAACUCUGUGAAGUUGUGGGACAUUAGAUCCUUGAAGAUGCUCCAACAUUACCAAGUCCACAGUGGUGUGGUGAACAGCUUGUCUUUCCAUCCAUCUGGGAAUUUCCUUCUUACUGCGUCCAAUGAUUCUACAACAAAGAUCCUGGACCUUGUUGAGGGAAAACUUUUGUUCACACUACACGGACAUCAGGGUGCUGUAAAUUGCGUGGCCUUUUCCAGAAACGGAGAGUACUUUGCCACUGGAGGUUCUGAUGAACAGGUGAUGGUGUGGAAGAGCAACUUUGAUGAGGGCAGCGACACUGUCAGGGCACAGCGCUCCACUUCUUACCAGGUGCCACCCGCCAGGUCAGGAACUCCACGGAUGUUAAAAUCGCAGCCAUCUGGACACCAAGGCCAGGCACCUGAACCAGCCAGAACAGUUCGCCACAAUCACAAUGGAGUCCUGCCUCCCGACGCCCACAGGAACUCAAGCACCAGUUCCACUUACACCCUUGCAAACAUCCAGAGCCCGGCUCAGCCUCCGCUCCAAGUACCUCGUCGCGCCUCCUCCUCUGAAGCAAGCAUGGAUCUCACCAACACACUAGAGCACAUUAUGGGUCAACUUGAUAUACUCACUCAGACGGUGUCCAUCUUGGAGCAGCGAGUGACGCUGACUGAAGACAAGGUGAAGGAGUGUUUAGAGAACCAGGUUGCUCACAUGAAAGCAUUUACAGGCGAGGAGGACUGGACGACGGACACGCACUGAGCCCAUAAAGACUUUUGUCUUCACAGAGAUGACUGUUGGUGAAGUGGUUGCAAACAGCGGUGACUGAGAAUGCGUUUCUUUUCCUGCUGAUGUGUGUCUACAGUAGACAACAUUUCGUACAUUUCUAUGCAGCGCACGUCUGUUUUUAGCUGUGUCUCUUUGCUGGCUUGCAGGCAAGAAAGGCAACAGUAAAGCUCCCAGUAAGAAAAUCCGAUUAUCCAAACAUAUUAAAAGCCUCAAGCUAUUGCCUCAUUCAUUACACAUGGUGUCUUGUCUUUUAAAUGUACGCCCAAAUUUAAACUUUCCACGUUUACAUAUAAAUGGAAAUGCACCACAGGAGUACAGUGUUUUCAGAACGGACUAAUUAAUGCAUUUAAAAAGUGCAAAUACAUUUUCAGCUAGCAGAAAGAGGGGUUUUGAAUUGAUUUAAAUCACCACUUAUUCAUUUUUUAAGUGGUUAUUUUUGUAUGCGGUUUUCUUACUGUAACUCCUGCUGGAAAUUAAACUUAUUAAAUUAUAUUAUCUUCGGUAACCUUUGCAAGUCUGU